This is a messenger RNA of Anguilla anguilla (European eel), 2054 nucleotides long. Its product is annotated as translocon-associated protein subunit alpha-like. The transcript has 9 exons. NCBI's taxonomy places the organism in Eukaryota, Metazoa, Chordata, Actinopteri, Anguilliformes, Anguillidae. Gene Ontology annotation, cellular component: endoplasmic reticulum membrane; endoplasmic reticulum. The record is from RefSeq and is a predicted model, not a curated record. Bases 30 to 944 code for a protein of 304 amino acids.
AACUUCCUUUGCUCCCACCCAUCGAUUUGAUGUCUUUUUCUACGGAGUGUUGGCUUGGACUGAGGCGUAAACCAAACGGCUUCAAAAUGUUUAAUUUCGGACCAAAAAUAUUUUUGCUUUUUCUGCUCGCUUUUCCGAUCACUCUUGUUUCCAUAGGUGGGGUUAAAGCUGAGAGUGACCCCUCAGAAGACCAAGGUCCGGAUUCCGUAGUUGAGGAAGAGGAUGAGGACGAAGAUGAGGUUCUGGUUGAGGAGGCCCAAGUUUCUGAAUCGGACACGGACGAAGAUCUAGAUGAAGACUCUACAGGAACCGAUGUGACUUCUCACCCUGAUGCAGACACCACCAUUGUAUUCGUUACUGGGGAAGAGUUUCCAGCCAAUGAAAUUGUGAAGUUCCUGGUUGGUUUCACCAACAAGGGGAGUCAAGACUUCACUGUCCAAUCACUGGAGGCCUCAUUCCGUUACCCACAGGACUACCAGUUCUACAUUCAGAAUUUCACAGCCCUGCCCCUCAGCACUGUAGUCCAGCCCCAGAGACAGGCGUCGUUUGAGUACUCCUUCAUCCCAGCUCAGCAAAUGGCCGGCCGCCCCUUUGGACUCGUCAUCCUGCUCAACUACCUGGACAGUGAGGGUAACGGUUUCCAGAGCGCCAUAUACAACCAGACAGUCACCAUCAUCGAGCUGGACGAGGGGCUGGAUGGUGAAACGAUGUUCAUGUAUGUCUUCCUCUCUGGGCUGGUGGCUCUGCUGCUCUUUGGAAUUUACCAGGUGUUGGAGGCUCGAACGAGGAAGAGACUACCUGUGAAAGUAGAGACAGGUACAGGUGGUCUGAACGACGUGGACAUCAGCUGGAUUCCCCAGGAGACCCUCAAUGUCAUGAACAAAGCCUCCCCAAAAGCCUCUCCCCGGAAGCGCACCAAGAGAGCCGCGGGCACGGACCAGUAACCUGGCCCGGCCGUGAGGCCCACCCCCACUCCAGCCCCUCCCCCUCCACCCAAUUCUGCCCAAUGGGCACGUCCGCCCGCCACAGAACUCUCGAGACACGCCCCUGCCCUGAACACGCAAGGCUCCAGAACAGUGGCGGUCGCGGCGCAUGCCAAUCCGCCUGUUCUGCUCGCAUCCUGAUGGAGUGUACCGCCACUACCUGCCGGACCCUAACUGAUAUGGUUUUAACACAGAUGUUGGGCCUUAAUUUUUUAAAAGUUUGGAACAGAUUAAUGAAACAUUGGCUUGCUUAAAGCCUGGUUUGAAUCACUUUAUUGCUGUAAUGUGGUGUGUCCCAUUCAAAGAAAGAUGUGUAAUUUUUUAAUGUGUGCGUUUUAUUGCCUAUCCAAAGGCUGUUGUCGCAGCUGUUUCAGUUGAAAUGUGAUUGAGUUUAUUUUAGCAGGUUUGUAAUGUAAAAAUUGCAACAAACCAGGGGGAUCUGUUUUUAGUUUUCUUAUUUUGUAUUGAUCUGAUUUUCACAUCUGUAAAUUAUGAGGAUGCUUCCCAUCACAGAUAUCAGGGAUCCGUUGAUCCUUGCCCCAAAUCAAUUAUCUGCUCUGACUGUGGGCAAAAAAACAGUUUUUGAAACUCAAUUUGGAACAGAAUUAGUGAGCUAUCAGAAACACCAUCUCCAAAAGCAGCUUUUAUCUCUCUCUCUCUCUGCACACAGAAGGAAGCUCGGUCAUGUUGACAGAGGGCAUUGGGCCCUGGGUACCUCGGAGGCGGGUGGUUUGUGGUUAUUGUGGCAGUAUUAUGUGUUGCUUCACUCCGAGCCAUUCCACGUACAAUUUGAACACUAACUAAUGAAUAUGUGGCGCGGGUUCGCAUCAGCUGAGAUGCUUCGCAAUUCGGUGCCAGUUAUCACAACCUUUUAAGGAGCGCUACUGUGGUACAGUCGGUCCUUAAAAGAUGACAAUCUGGGGGGAAACUGCUGAUGGGCUUGUCUGUGAAUUGGUAUUUGGCUGAUUGCAUUUGACUGCUUGAUUGGAGACCGGUGUUUUGAUAAUGUACAGUGAGUCAAUGCAUGCUGUUAAUAAAGACUGCCAAGCUUGGUAGAACCUGGGGACUAAC